Molecule: messenger RNA, 1865 nt
Organism: Microstroma glucosiphilum
Lineage: Eukaryota; Fungi; Basidiomycota; Exobasidiomycetes; Microstromatales; Microstromataceae
Exons: 1
Coding region: 64-1773 (569 amino acids)
Source: RefSeq, a predicted model, not a curated record
ACUACACUCGUCUUGUUGGGCUGCAGCGCCAUCUUCUGCUACCCGUUCGCCAUCUCAGGUAGCAUGGACGAGUCUCUCGCUGGGCCGAGCUCGUCGGGGCAUGUCGAUGGUGCUGCAUCUUCGUCCACCACUUCCGCACCCUCACCUUCUCCUCUCCCACCUGAGAUUUGGUCCCUCGUAAUCUAUCACCUGGCGCGCUCCACGCCCCUCUAUCCAGACGUAGUUCCUUCGCUCUCAGCCCUCACUCGAGUCAACAAGGAGCUCUCCCACUUUGCUACUCCGUACCUAUACGCUCGCCCACGGCUGGAUCAGAGGUGGAAGGAGGUAGUCUUUUGGACUACCAUUCUAGCGCACCCAGAGAGGUGGUGGGACGUGCGGUCCUUCCUCUUGGGUGAGCGCCAGUGGGAUCCAUUCGGGGAAGAUAUGCCUAUGUGGAUAAGAGGAGGCAGAUCCGGCCGUCCACAGAGGCCUACACCGAAGCUAGAUCAGCUAGGUGAAGGUAUCGCAUCCGCCGGGAAGAGGCGGAGGGGAGGGGUACAAGACCAAGGUCUGGCAACGCAGGCUGCAUCUGGAUCAGCUGGCUCGAGCUCUACGUCCCCUUGGUCCAAGUAUCUCCCCUCUCCUCCCACUAAUCUGCAAUGGGCGCAGGCCUUCCAAGUCCCUCCUUCGUCCCUCUACCUACCCAUUGGGGCCGGGCCGGAUCCGCUGCUGCUCGAGGAAGUGGCCUGGUGGGAAAAGGGCAUGGUGGGCGGGCUCCUGAACGGUCAUGCCUAUUCGACUAGGCCAGUGGGCAAGUGGUGUGAGCAGGUGGAGCGCCAGAGGGAGGAAAGGAAAGUGAGAGAAAAGGCCAGAGAAGUCGAGGAUGUGGAUUUAGGUAGAGGGCCAGGCUCUCUUGCAGCCAGCGCUCGGACUGUGCCCGCAAGCGAAAGCCAGAGUGGGAGCAACAGUGGUGGAUCAGGGCGGAUAGCGCCGACGGACCUCAGCGAGGAGGAUGUUUGGGCUGCCGCGGAAGUCUUUGCAGCAAGCGCAACGGUGGUUGCCCCUCCAGCCGCAGAGAAGACCAGCACUACUAGCUCGUCUGACAGGACUGCUUCAAUAGCUCUCCCUUCUUCAGUGGACCAAACACAGAAAGCGGAGUCAGUCCCGAUCCCACCCUCCUCGGUUGCACCCGUCAGCAACUCUACCUUUGCGAACAAUGCCUGGGCCCUCCCCGCGACCUUCCCGAGUACACAAACUCGCCGCUUGCCUUGGCGGUACCGCCUGAUCACUGGCUCCCUCGACCCGACAUUACCCAAGCUCUUUCAUGCCCUCGACACCCUCACACACAUCGAGCUCACCCUCUACCCUGGCACUCUCCUCGACCACGAUCUUCUAGAGCACCAACUUCGUCUCCUCCUAGAUCCGGCGCAUAUGCCUUUACUCAGAGAGCUUCUCGUCUUUGUAGGUCACGAUGCCGUAUCAAGCGGCAGUCGACUCGCCAGACUUACCCAUGCAAAGACGGUCAAGUUGGCGGUGGAUAGAGUAGACGAUAGGAGAUGCAAGUGUAUCACUGCACGCAGGACAUUUGGGACGGCAGGCUGCAAGGGCAGUGAGAAGGAUGUCAAGAAGGACAUCAUCGAAGGAUGGCUGCAGGCUACACAAGGAGAGCACGAAAUCGUAUGCAGCGACGUAGACGAUGGGCAGGAGGAUCCUGUUGUAUCGGCUGGCACGCCUUGGAUCAAUGGCUGGCUAGCGCGGGAUGUGAACGGCACGAAUGACCCCAUUGAGGAGUAAUGGGCAGCUUUGAUGCGAUGCUUGUAAAUAUCGUGCCUCUUCACGCCUCUUGACGACCUCUGCCAAGCGUUAUAAUAGCAACCGCGUCUGUG